Penicillium cosmopolitanum is the source of this 1197-nucleotide messenger RNA. RefSeq lists its product as uncharacterized. NCBI's taxonomy places the organism in Eukaryota, Fungi, Ascomycota, Eurotiomycetes, Eurotiales, Aspergillaceae. The record is from RefSeq and is a predicted model, not a curated record. Bases 1 to 1197 code for a protein of 398 amino acids. The transcript is spliced from 3 exons.
AUGAUCAGUGUCAAUCUUAUGAAAGGGAUAGACGCCAUCUUUGGGUCUCCAAGCCCGAAAAUCAUCCAGCUCGAAAAUGGCACGAUGCAGAGGACCAUCACUUGGCUGGAUGUUCUGAAUGCAGACAGAUCCAAGAUCGAAUUCAAGGAAGCCGAAGGCUACCAUUAUUAUCUGCGUGACUUCAACGCAACUGCGGAGCUGUCAGACUUCCAGCAUAAUAUGAUGAUUUCCGGCCUACCACAGAAAUUGAUUCAACCUUGGUACUACAAGAGAGAUGUCCAAACCGAGUUAUAUACAAUGUCGUUCACUGCCGAGAUGGUUGCAAUUUCGAACCGGCUUGCAUCAAAAGUGAUUGAAAUCAACAAUAAGAUAAUUGGAAAGGCUAACCAGAGAACUCGAGCGCUUCAAGAUAUUUUGGACAAAUGGAAAGAAUCAACACAAUCGAAUACAUAUCCAUCAAGCUUGGUUUUGGAGCAGACCCAGCAUGAUCAAGGUUUAGGCUGCCAACCGGGGCCCCUGAUGGAGCAUCCCUAUCCACAAACAGAGGAUUUCAACCAUACCUGUCUGCAUGAUAAUCCUAGCGAGGAGAGCGGAAACCGCAGAGAAUCCCUUGAGGAGGCGAGCAAUGAAUGUGACAAGACCUGUUUUGAUCCGCAAAAUAGCCUCCCAGAACUACGGCCGAAUAUCGUGAGCCCAUUCAACGACAGGGAGAAGCUGGCUGAACAUGAGCCAAUGACCAGGCAUGAGUCAAUGACCAUGAGGCCUACACCUCUGAAUCCGGGGGCUGAAGCCAUGGAAGGCCAGAGCAAUGCUGGCAUAGGACGCUACGGUACAAGAGGAAGUACCGAUCUACGGGACAGAAAUGAUGAACGCGUGUCAGUGCCGACAGACCCAGUCAACAACACAGGUCUCACUUUUCAUGGUAACACUGUGACCGAAAAUCGUCAACCACAAACCGUAUCUCGAGAUUCUCCAAAGACGUUCUCAAGCCCUUACCCCACAGAGACAGCGAAACAUAGCGAAGAAGCCGUUUGCCAAGGGCCAGGCAGGCCCAAUCUGCCGGGUGGAGUCCCAUCUUCUGCAACACAUCAAUUGGAUACUUCGACCACUUCUACGCAUAGCAAAAGAAAAGGCGUGUCAACCCACAAAUCACAUAUAGAGGUCCAAAUUAUAAAUAAACCUCAACUAAGUAAGUGA